This is a messenger RNA of Calliphora vicina (urban bluebottle blowfly), 687 nucleotides long. RefSeq names its product matrimony (gene mtrm). The coding region runs from base 61 to 687 and encodes 208 amino acids. Gene Ontology annotation, molecular function: protein binding. The record is from RefSeq and is a predicted model, not a curated record. Lineage: Eukaryota; Metazoa; Arthropoda; Insecta; Diptera; Calliphoridae. The transcript has a single exon.
AAUAAUAAAUCAAAUUUAAAAGAUAACAAAAACAAAAAAAAAGAAGUUAAAAAUAAUAAAAUGGAAGAUUGUCGUACACCGACUUUUGACACUGUCAGAGAGUUUAAAUUCAAUGUAACUCCUACAGCCAUGACUCCAACAGCACACACUUAUCAAGAAGUUCACAACAUCAUGGCUAGCAAACGUUGCUUUACACCGGUACAUACCAACUUUCGAUCACCCUGCUUGUCACCCAUUUAUAAGCUGCCCGGAUCCCUAUCGAGUCCCCUAACUGAACACCAUAGUUCCUCUUUUAUGGAAUUUAAAAAACCCAGCUUGUUGGCGAAACCAGUAGUCACUUAUACAGCAUCACCCAAAUAUGGCGACAAAAAAACAUUCUUAAGUCCGUGUCCAGCUUUUGGCAGUAAUUUUUCACAUUCGCCCUCCUAUUGCAAUGCCGAUGUCAGCAGUUUAAGUUCUCCAUUGGAAGAUAGCAAAAAUAGUUCGGUUCUGAAUCACACUUUAACGCUUAAAAUAUUAUUAAAAACUCUGGGCCUGGAGUGUUACUGUGAGAAUUUCGAAAGAGCAGGCAUUGAUUGCCAGAACCUUAUGGAUAUUAAAACUUCUGAUCUGCAAGGUAUAGGUAUUAAGUCUGUUGAGGAUCGUGAUUGCAUUAUGGAAAUGUUUCAAAAUGUCUUUUCAACCUGA